CCGUCCCACUCAUCUCCCGGCCAACCAUCCCCUCCCCAUCCCUCUGACCUCAACCUGCAACUGAGAUCCAUCGACGUUCCUUGCUGAUGGCUGCCCGAGCUAUGAGAAUAAUCGGCCUCCAACCGCCUCGGCCGCUCACCAACACGCCCACCUGCAGUUCAGUUCAAUCUGGUUUGUUGAAGAAGGUCGACUCUAUCCUGGACAGCACACAGCCUCCUCCCAGUGGGGCCCAUCACGCUCAGGUCGUUCGUCGCUGCCACCUCCGGCCGUUCAACUACGCAGCGCUAAGACGUUCAUCGCCAUCAGAAACAGCGACGAGCACGAAGACACCCCCUCAUGCUCAGUGCUCUGUCCGGCAUAACACAAGAAGUUCAUGUAAAACAGCUGCGAACAUUCAGAGAUUAGCUCGCCCCUCCUCCAUCGAUGGCCUACACCGGCCGCUAGAACCCGUCCAGGUGCUGGUCGUCAUCCUCUAUCUUCAAUUACGAGUCAGCAACAAUGCUGCGAAUAGAAAGGUCAGCAUCUGGCCCUCUAGAAGUUCAGUUUGUUGUUUUUCUGAAGUUUUUAAAUUGGACUAUAACCGUGUAUAUUUUGCAGGGCCCUGUGAAGUUCAAUUUGUUUUGCUUUUCGAAGUUCAGUUUGUUGAUUUUCUGAAGUUUGGAUUGUUAAUUUUUUUGAAGAGAAAGGUUGAUUCACUUGCACUCCUCUAUCUAGUCCUGUGUGGUGAUAUCCUCGACUCCUUGGUUCGGAGCUAGCAGCGGUUCUUCAACUUCCCUACUGCGUUGUCGCGAUUGUUGGUAAAUAAUCCUUGUUCUACUAUUGCCUUAUAGUAAUGCUGGAUGGGUUCCCCCUUGUUUUGGAACCAUAAUAAUACAAGUUUGUCUCUGCGCUCCUGUUCCUGUGAUUACAAUAGCAGAGAAAAGUACCAAGGGUCAGAACCAAACCAGAGUGAACCAUACCAAUUAGAACAUGGUCAUUUGGAACCAACUCUAAUCGUUUGUUCAUCUAACUGCAACAGAGCCAAAUUUUAUACUUUGUUCAUCUACGGUGCCAAGUUGAGCGGACGCUGUAGCACUCGAGAAGAUGGGGAGAGGAUGUGUGGUGAAGAGAAAACAUAGGGUUUCAAAAUUGUCCAUUGGUGGUAGCAUCUAAUCAUUUUAUCCAAAGUGUAACGGACAUGUGUAUGUAUGUACAGUAGCAUAUUUUAGUCGAACCGAGUUAUUUUUUUAAUGCACGAAGUUUGUGCAGCCAAAAAAACAUGUAUUAAACCGGUUUUUGUGUAUUUUUCUAACCUUUUCUACACCUUUCUA
Molecule: messenger RNA, 1310 nt
Organism: Triticum urartu
Lineage: Eukaryota; Viridiplantae; Streptophyta; Magnoliopsida; Poales; Poaceae
Source: RefSeq, a predicted model, not a curated record